Messenger RNA from Psylliodes chrysocephalus, 2937 nucleotides. The record is from the annotation of a GenBank genome assembly. Lineage: Eukaryota; Metazoa; Arthropoda; Insecta; Coleoptera; Chrysomelidae.
AAUUUAUGUCAAAAUAAGUUUAUGUUUUAUGCUUUUUUAUGUCGUAUAGAUGUAAACAUGAACAAGUACGUGUAGCCAGUGGGCAUGAAAUUUAUAGCGAGUAGAUUAUAACUCAUUGACCUUAUUUUUGUUUUAUUCUCUUAAUUUAACGCAAAUAAUUAUGUUUAAUUUAUGGUGAGAUAAGUUAACAAUUGAAGUUGUCCUGAUGAAUAGAAUAGAUUCAAACAAAAUGAAAGAUCAACAGUCAACCAACACUAUUUAUUACGGAGUAUACACUCCGAAUGAUAAUAAGGAGUACAAUGGUACACCAAAUGUGUUUGAUGAUAAAACAGAAGCUUUGAAAGUUGCUAAAAAGAACAAAAAGUCAAGAUUUAAGGCCUUCCAAUUUUAUCAUGAAGCUGUGGAAUUUGCCUUAAACGGGUCAGAGUUUCCCAAUAAUAAUAGUAAUGCUAACAAUUCUUUUGGUCAAAAGUCCAUCUCAGAAUCAUCAAAUACUGUUGGUGAAAAAGCUAGCCCUUUUAAGGGACCAAAACCACAAGAAUUUAUAGAAUUAAGGAAAGCUAUCGAAAAUGGCAAUUUUAAAAUGGUGAAAGAUACUAUAUGGCAGAAUCCUAGGUACCUCGUUAGCAGUGGAGAUACUCCAGCUAUAUUACAGGAAGGGCCACGUUAUAAUGCACUACACAUAGCAGCAAAAUCUAAGAAUGCAGAAAUUACUGAAUUUAUUUUGAGUACAAUUUCAAAUCCUGAAUUCAUUAAACUAUUAUAUGGUGAUGAUAAUCAACAAAAUGCAGAAGAAAGAGCAAAUGUUUUGUUAGAUCUUUAUUUAAACACUCCAAAUAAGGGUUUAAAUGAAACUCCCAUUCAUUUUGCUUCUAAACAUGGAGCUCCUGACGUCGUAGAGAUUUUAGUCUCUUAUCCACAAUGUGAUAAAACUUUGAAAAAUAGAUUUAAGAAAACUCCAGACCAAAUUAUUUGUGAACGAGCUGAAGGUGAAAAUGUCGCAGCUGCCAAAAAAGCCAUAGAGCUUUUACUUCAUGAUAACUACUAUGUGCCAGUGUUGAGAGCAGAAGACAACAGCUUGCCACCUCUGAUAGGGGAACCAUUUUCAACAACUAGCCCUCCAGUGAUAAAUGAGGACCCCCUGAGUCCAAGGCUAGAAAUUCACGCUUAUGCAGGCCCAAUGGACCGAAAAGAAGCCCAACAAUUCAGAAAAACUUGGAAAACACCACCUAGAAGUUUAAAUUUUUCUCUACCUGGCGGAAAACAAGUAGACAAUAUUAACGCCGUCUCUCUAAAAUAUAAGGAUCCCAAAAAGGGUCUAGAAAGAAUAGGCAAACGGUUGGCCAACACAUAUGACGUAAAUUGGAAAGAAUAUUGGCCGUUUCUGGACUGUUUCAUCGAUCUCGGUUCAGAGGAAGGACUGAAUCUCUUGGAGGCUUUUCUGGCCGAAAAAUAUGUAGCUCUCAACAACUCUGUGAUGGAAGAAUUGAAGAAAAGUUCGUCAGAAUUAAAUGGUAUUGAUGCAUUAAGUCCCAUAUCUAACUUGUGCACAGUCUUUUCUGCAUGUCGAUUAAAUGACAGUACCAAAUCACACGAAUCCAUCGAUGAUAAAAAAAUGGACCCUGGUUCGAUCAAUUACAUAGAUAAGGCGUGUCAAGUGUUCGCGAAUAGAAUCUCCAACGACAUUCUUUACAUACUGUGCAAUGAGGAUAACAUUCUGCAAGUGUUAGAGACGCAAGUAAAGCAGCUAGAGCUGCUCGUGACUAGUUAUAUGGACGAUUGUAGAUUUACUUUGAUUAAUUUCCAAAAAAUUCAUUCUCGUUUAGGUAUAUUGAUCGGGCAGAAGUUGUAUAAUAACUUAAAAGAAAACGUGCGCGGAUUUCUAUGCUCGAAAUUGGAAACUAUGCUCGAUAAUUUGACCAAAAGUAUCGAUUGUUUUUCAUCGGAUGACGAAAGUCACAAUUUAGAUACAGCCGAAAAUCGUAAACCCACUAUACACAAGCGACAGUUGAUAUGUUUGCUACAUUACGUACUGAAUUUCUUGUCCCAGAACUACGAGAAUAAACAGGCGUUAGAUGAGGGCGGGUGCGUUAAAGAUUGGGAUAUGGCAGAGGCUUGCACGUGUGUCUAUCACUUGAGAAGGGCGAAAAAGAACAGCGUUUCGAAGAGUAAUAGUUUUAAAAAUAGUUUGAAGGUAUUCGGUUCUGCUAGCUUCGAUGAGGGUCCAAGGAGUUUGUCUUUUAAUGAAGAUACUGAUCCAAAUUGUGUUCCAAAUGAUUUUAACUUAAGCGGACUUAGCACACGGAUAGAAAUGAGUUCUGAUGAAAGCGAUUCGGAUGAGGAUGAAGAAAACUUUUAUACGCCUCCUGCCAGUCCCAGUUUGUUACAAACGGAAUUAGAUUCGGAAGAUGAAUUCAUGGAUUCUGAAUUGCCAAAGUACGACGUAUUUAUGGAGGGGGAUGCUCCUACAAAAUCAGACUGUGAUGUAUUUAAUGCUAUAUGCUAUUCCGAAGUCAAAUUAGAUCAUAUACAGUAUCCAAAUGUUUAUAGAUGGUAUCACACAAUUAGUUUGUAUUCAAAGGAAGAGAGGGAAAGUUGGGCUAUGAAAGACCACCAAAGAACUGAACCCGACCUUCAGAAUUCGUCCCUGAAUUCCUCCUUCAAUAUCGAUUCGCCCAGAACGAGUACGCCUUCCAAAUCGUGGUUAAGGAUAACAGGCGCAAACUCACCGAAGGCUUUGAAAUCGAGAAGUUUAUUCUUCUGAACCAGCAAAAAUUGUGUUAUGUUUAAUUUAAACUGCUCACUGUAAAAAAAAUCAUGACAGAUGAGUAUUUGAAUGAGAAUUAUUAAAAAAGUAAUUAAAACUUUUAAUAAGUUAUUUUAUACAUGAAAUGUACUGAAUUGCAAGGAUAAGAAUAAAUUUGUAUAUAACUGUUA